CCCUCCCCGUCCGACUUGCAACCUCUCCUGAAUCCCACCGAUCACGCGAGCUCCCCGCCGCGAUGUCCGAUCACCGAGCGAAGCGGCCGUCCGACGGCGCAGCCACUGUGGCAUCGCCGGCGGCGAAGCGCGCCCGCGACCCGCCCGCGCCGGCGUUACCCACGAACAAGGAAGCUCCCGACAUGGCCCCCAAGACCCGCAUCUUCUGCGACAUCCUGGCCUCCCGCGCCGACGACGAGGAACUGAAUGCCGAGCUCGACAAGGCCGACAUCCGCGUAAGCAUCGCUGACGUCGAGCAGGUGCUCCGCUUCUCCUACGCGCACCCGCGCGCCGCCGCCGCCUUCUUUCGCUGGGCGGGAUACCGGUACCUCGGCCACGAGCACUCCCCCUACUCGUGGAACCUCCUCGUCGACAUCCUCGGUAAGAAUCGCCUCUUCGAGCCCAUGUGGGACACAGUCAAAUCUAUGCAGUCGCAGCAGCUGCUCUCGCUCGCCACUUUCGCCUCCAUAUUCUCCUCCCUGGCGGCGACCCCCGGCGGUUCCCCGCUCAAGGCGUUCAUGGACAUGCCCCGCUACGGCAUGACCCGCGACACGCCGGCGCUCAACUCGCUCCUCUCCGCGCUGUGUCGUGCCAACCGCCUCGACGACGCUCGCGCCGCGAUCCCAGUAGCCCGCGCCGAGGCUGGCACGCGCCCGGAUGCCGACUCCUACGCCAUCCUCCUCGAGGGCAGCGAGGCCGCCGCCGACCUGCGGGUUGCGCGCGAGGUGUUCGACGAAAUGGUGCAGGCCAUUGGAUUUUAUCCUGACAACGUGCCUGCCUAUGACUCCUUCCUCACUACGCUUGUUUCAAGUGACUCCUCCACGGCGCUACCGGAAGCAAUGGAGUACCUAAAUGUCUUGAGCAGGCACGGCUGUUCGCCAGGAGAGAAGUUCUUCCGUGCUGCUCUUGCUGCACACCUUGAUGCACGACAAUUGCGCGGAGCCAUGAAUCUCUGGGAUGACUUUGUUGGGCGUCGAGGACUCGUCCCAGAUAUGGAAAUGUACAACACAAUGAUCAAGCUGCAGGGCAGUCUCGGGCAUGCUGAGCUGAUAGUGGGUUAUCUCGACGACAUGAUCUCCAAUGGAGUCUUCCCUGAUACCAACACAUACAAUGUGGUCCUCCAGCUUUUGUUGAAGGGAAAGAAGCACCGAGAGGCAGCCGCAAUAUUUAGCGAGAUGGUCAAGAACGAAUGUUGGCCAAACGAGGGAAAUUGUUCACUUGCACUUCGCAUGUUUUUGGAUACACACUAUUGGGAGACUGGGAUCAAAGUCUGGUGCUGCAUGGUGGAGAAUGGCUUGCCACCUUUACAGGAGUGUGGGAACAUGCUUGUAGCAAAGCUGAAGGAUGACAGGCUACCUGAGGCAUGCAAAUAUGCAGAAGACAUGAUUGAUCGGGGUAUCAAGUUGAGUUCAGCGACACUGUCCAAGCUGAAGCAGCGCCUGCAGAGGAUUAAGAAAGGAGAGAUCCAUGAUCACCUGCUUGCAAAAUGGAAGGCACAUUAGUUUGUUGUGCUCCCUCGUAUGGGUAACCUGGUGCGAUCUCAGUGUUGACAAUGAGGUUGAGCCUUUUAUCACUCUGCAACGUUUCAAACAACAGUUGGAAGUCCCUUUCUAGUUUCUACAUUGAAAUUAUCAUAUUAAUCAGCUGGAGCAUUUGGGUCUCAAGGAGUGAGCUGGAACAUCUUCCAAGAAAUUCUACCGUCUGUAUCAAAUGGCUAAGCCUUUUUCAAGAAAGAGUUUGCCCAGGUUAUCCAUAGAGCAUAGAAGAAAUAUUUCCUUGAAGAAUGACUAGAGCGUCAGUUGUGGUCUUUUUUAAUAUCUUUUGUGUCCUUUUUUUGUUUCAUGAAUUUUGUUGCUUGCAGCUGUCUGGCUGCAAUUUAGGUAGCUGUUUCUUUUAUGUAUUUGCAUAAUUAUCAAUGCAACAUUCUAGGCGUAAAAGUGCAUUCUGACGUACCAGGU
Messenger RNA from Zea mays, 1997 nucleotides. RefSeq lists its product as uncharacterized. NCBI's taxonomy places the organism in Eukaryota, Viridiplantae, Streptophyta, Magnoliopsida, Poales, Poaceae. The record is from RefSeq and is marked validated. The coding region runs from base 63 to 1541 and encodes 492 amino acids. The transcript has a single exon. Gene Ontology annotation, molecular function: mRNA binding; protein binding.